This is a messenger RNA of Octodon degus (degu), 15695 nucleotides long. RefSeq names its product usherin (gene Ush2a). The record is from RefSeq and is a predicted model, not a curated record. Gene Ontology annotation, molecular function: protein binding. NCBI's taxonomy places the organism in Eukaryota, Metazoa, Chordata, Mammalia, Rodentia, Octodontidae. The coding region runs from base 237 to 15695 and encodes 5152 amino acids. The transcript is spliced from 71 exons.
GGGGGACUCAGUUGCAGGCAGCCACCCAGCUGACAGCACCUUGCAGGCACCGACUCAGGCUCCUGUGUUUGCCAUGGCCUGGAACGUCCUGGCUGCUGCCUUGGUGUGAAAACGCGCGAGCGGGUCUCGCCCGAGGUGCUUGAAGGAGCUCGCUCCCAAGCAGGGCUAGCGAGCAGCAAGCGCCUGAUUACUUAUUUAGAAAGGCUUUCUCAGGAGGAGAAGGCUUUUUUGUAAACAUGGAUUGCCUAGCUCUUCCACUGGGCUUCAGCUUCCUGUUUCAGGUCACUGAAACCUUGAUCUUUGCCUCUGUUGCUGCGGCCUCCCUGGCGGCCCCCCGAGGCCUCUUCCCCAGGCUGGAGAACCUGGGUGCUUUCAAGAGUGUUUCCACUGUGCCGACCCAAGCCGCGUGUGGCCACCCAGACCCAAGCACGUUUUGCGACAGCUCUGCGGCCCCUGGAAGCUUGAGGCUCUGUGCACCGCGCCUGUGCCUCCAGGCCUGUCCCUACCGCUCCGCCUCGCCUCCCUAUGCGGCCCUGAUCCACAGUGGCUGCAGCACAGAGGACAAGACUGAUCUGCAUCCUCGCUCUGCCAGCAACUCCACAAGUUUCCUUUUCGCAAAACACAGGAACUGCUGCCCUUCUCUUCCUUCUCCGAGGCUAGCGGAAGCGUUGACCUUAGCCGUGUGGUUGAAACUUGAGCAAGAAGGUGAAAUGUGUGUCAUAGAAAAGACGGUGGAUGGGCAGACUGUGUUCAAACUUACAAUGUCUGAGAAAGAGACUACGUUUUAUUAUCGUACGGUAAAUGGUUUGCAGCCUCCGAUAAAAGCAAUGACACUGGGGAGAAUUCUUGUGAAGAAAUGGCUUCAUCUUAGUGUGCAGGUGCAUCGGACAAAAAUCAGCUUCUUUAUCAAUGGCUUGGAGGAGGGUAACAUGGCCUUCCAUACAAGAACUCUAAGUGGAUCCAUUUCAGAUUUCGCUUCUGGGACUAUACAAAUAGGACAGAGUUCGAAUGGUUUAGAGCAGUUUGUUGGAAAAAUGCAAGAUUUUCGAUUAUACCAAGUGGCACUUACAAACAGAGAGAUUCUAGAAGUUUUCUCCGGCAGUCUGCCCCAACUCCACGUCCAGCCGCACUGUCGGUGCCCUGGCAGCCACCCCCGUGUCCACCCUCGGCUCCAGCAUUACUGCAUUUCCAAUGGAGUGGAAGACACCACCAGACGCAGAAUGCUACGCGUGGACCCUGAUGCCCACCCUCUUUCUUUUAUCAAUGACAACAAUACUGGCACUUCGUGGGUUUCUUAUGUGUUCACAAACAUCACCCAGCUGGAUGAAGGAGUGACAGUUUCAGUGGAUUUGGAAAAUGGACAGUACCAGGUGUUUUAUGUCGCCAUCCGGUUCUCUAGUCCACUACCAACAGCGAUCAGGAUUCAAAGGAAGAAAGAAAGCAGCUUGGGUUGGGAGGACUGGCAGUAUUUUGCUAGAAACUGUAGCACUUUUGGAAUGGAAAACAAUGGAGAUCUGGAAAACCCCGAUUCUGUCAACUGUCUUCAGCUUCCCAAGUUUACUCCAUAUUCCCAUGGUAACGUCACAUUUAGCAUCCUGAAACCUGAGCCAAACCCUCGUCCUGGAUACAGUGACUUCUACAAUACACCAUCCCUGCAAGAAUUCGUAAAAGCCACACAUAUAAGGCUUCACUUGCAUGGGCAGUACCACACGACUGACGCAGAGGUCAACCCUGGACACAGAUACUAUGCAGUGGAUGAGCUCACCAUCGGUGGGAGGUGUCAGUGCCACGGUCACGCCAGCGCAUGUGACACAGUGAGCCGGCCGUACAGGUGCCUCUGCUCUCAGGAAAGCUUCACCGAGGGACUUCAUUGUGACCGAUGCUUGCCUCUGUACAACGACAAGCCUUUCCGAGGAGGGGAUCAAGUUCACGAUUUCGCCUGUAAGCCUUGUCAGUGCCACGGCCACUCUACAAGCUGCCACUACAAUGCCUCAGUGGACCCAUUUCCCCUGGAGCAUGGCAGAGGGGGAGGAGGUGUGUGCGACGCCUGCCGGCACAACACCACAGGAAGGAGCUGCGAGCUGUGCAAGGGUUCCUUUUUCCGACAAGUUGGCGCAGACCCCUCAGCCGUAGACGUCUGCAAGCCCUGCGACUGCGACCCAGCUGGCACUAGGAACAGGAGCCUGCUCUGCGACCAGAUUGGAGGUCAGUGUCAUUGCAAGAGACGCGUGUCUGGCAGACAAUGCGAUCGGUGCUCCGCCGGAUUCCACAGCCUGCAAGAACAGGAGCCUGACGGCUGCCGCCCCUGCAACUGCAGCGCCCCGGGGACGGUCGAUGGAGAUGUCACCUGUCACCCAACUUCAGGCCAGUGCAGCUGCAAGGCAAACGUGGCUGGUCUCAGAUGUGAUCACUGCAAGUUUGGGUUCAAAUUUCUCCAAAGUUUAAACCGUGGUGGAUGUGAACCCUGCCAGUGUGAUCUGCACGGCUCUGUGAACCAAAUCUGCAAUCCUCACUCCGGCCAGUGUGAGUGUAAGAAAGACGUCAGAGGGCUGCGCUGUGACACCUGCAGAGAGCACUUCUAUGGGCUGGACACGGCUGGCUGCAAGGCCUGCGCGUGCGAUGCGGCCGGCUCGGUCCCUGGGACCGUCUGCGACGCCGAGACAGGACAGUGUAAAUGCAGGCCCACCGUGGGAGGCAGGCAGUGCAGGGACUGCGUGGAAGGCUUCUUCCCCGGAAAGCACAAUGACUCGCUGCUCUGCCUGCCCUGUCGCUGUGAGAAAUCCGGGACAGUAAAUGGCUCUCUGCUGUGUGACAAAGCGACAGGACAGUGUCCUUGCAAAUUAGGGGUAACGGGUCUGCGCUGCAACCAGUGUGAGCCUCACAGGUACCAUCUGACCAGGGGCGGUUUGCAAGGCUGCCUGAUGUGUGACUGCGACUCCCUGGGGACAAUCCCCGGGACCACAUGCGACCCGGUCAGCGGCCAGUGCACGUGUUUGCCUAAUCGUCAAGGAAGAAGGUGUGAUCGGUGUCAGUCAGGUUUUUACAUUGCUCCGCACAAUGCCACAGGCUGCCUGCCAUGUUUGUGCCACGCAGCAGGAGCAGCAGGACACAUCUGUGAUGGCCUCACUGGGCAGUGCCUUUGCCGGGAUGCCUCCAUCGCUGGACACCGCUGUGACCAGUGCAGUGACCACUACUUUGGAUUUGACCCUCAGGCUGGAAGAUGUCAGCCUUGUAAUUGUCAUCUCUCAGGAGCCUUGAAUGAAACCUGUCACUUGGUCACAGGCCAGUGUUUCUGUAAGCAAUUUGUCACAGGGCCAACGUGUGACACUUGUGUUCCCGGCACAAGCCACUUGGAUGUGCACAACCCCUGGGGUUGCAGCAAAGCGCCAUCCCAGCAACCUCCUCCCAGAGGACAAGUUCAAAGUUCUUCUGCCAUCAGUCUGUCCUGGAGCCCACCUGAUUCCCCGAAUGCAAACUGGCUUGCCUACAGCUUAUUCAGGAACGGCUCUGAAAUACACGCAUCCGAAGACCAGCACCCAUACGAUGCCCAGUACUUCCUAGACACGGCCCUGUCACCACACACAGCAUAUGCCUACCACCUUGAGACCACCAAUGCGCACGGCUCAAUACGGAGUGCAGCUGUCAUUUACACGACAGAGCCAGGGCUUCCCCAGGGAAACCUGAACCUGAGUUACGCUGUUCCUGUGGGCUCUGACUCAGUGACACUUACCUGGAGCGCACUGUCAAACCACGCUGGCCCGAUAGAGAGAUACAUUUUGUCCUGUGUUCCUUUGGACAACCUUACGUCAUGCAUUUCCUAUGAAGGCCACGAAACCUCAGUCACCAUCUGGAAUUUGAUUCCGUUCACCAAGUACCAGUUUUCGGUGCAGGCAUGCACCAGCGGGGGCUGUGUCCAGAGCUCGCCCAUCGCAGUGACCACAGCGCAGGCACAGCCGCGGGGGCUGAGGCCACCCACGAUCCAGAAAGUCAGUUCCACCGAGCUUCAUGCAGAAAGGGCUCCACCAGCAGAACCGAAUGGAAUUAUUACAAAAUACGAAUUAUACCUGAAAAGAUCGGGCUCUCCUGAGGAACGCAGAGUGUUCCGGAGCAAUGGCUGGCUCAGUCCUCAGCCUUCGGCAGAACCAGCAGCUAAAAACACACCAAGACCUCCCCCGACCGCUGCGCCCCUCGCUGGCCUGGAGCCGUACACAGAACACGCCAUGAAGGUCUCCGCUGAGAACAUGGUUGGUAGCGUGUCUUCCGCCCGGACCUCUGAGAGAACAGGAGAAUCAGCUCCUGUUCUCAUGAGGCCCCCUUUGGUCUCUCCACUGUCCCCGAGCUCUCUCCGUGUCUCCUGGGAGAAGCCACCAGAAAACGUGACACAAGGAAGAGUUGUGGGCUAUGACAUCACUAUGGUUUCUGAGCAGUCGCCUCAGCAGCCUACUCCAGCACUGUUGCAGCAGCUGCUGCACACAGCUCAGCCGCAUGAGCUGUCGCACACUGUCACAGGCCUGAAGCCCUACAGGACGUACGAGUUCACUGUUUCCCUGUGCAACUCAGUUGGUUGUGUAAGGAGCGCUUCGGGAGCAGGGCGGACCUUAGCGGCAGCACCCACCCACCUGAGGCCUCCUCUGGCUAAAGGAAUCAACAGCACUGCCAUCCAUCUGACGUGGGUUCCGCCUGAAGAAGUCAACGGGCCCUCACCUCUGUACCAACUGGAAAGGAGGGAGUUGCCUCUCUCAGCUCCGAUGGCCACUGUGACAAGAGGAACUCGUUUCACAGGAAAUGGGUAUUAUAAAUUUCCCAGCACCACUCACCCAGUUGGUACGGACUUCACUGGCAUUAAAGCCAGCUUUCGAACGCGGGUGCCAGAAGGUCUGAUCCUCUUUGCAGCAUCUCCUGGCAAGCAGGAGGAGUACUUUGCACUUCAGUUGAAGAAAGGCCGUCCUUAUUUUCUUUUUGAUCCUCAGGGGUCCCCAGUGGAAGUCACCACCACUAAUGAUCACGGGAAGCAGUACAGCGACGGCCAGUGGCAUGAGAUAAUUGCUGUGAGGCAUCAGGCCUUUGGCCGCAUCACGGUGGAUGGGCAGUACACGGGCUCCUCGGGUGCCCUGAACGGCAGCACCAUCAUUGGGGACAACGCGGGACUGUUCAUGGGUGGCUUGCCCCGAGGCUAUGCCAUCCUGAGGAAGGAGGCUGAGAUUGUCCAGCAAGGUUUUGUGGGCUGUCUCAAGGAUGUGCACUUUAUGAAGAAUUAUAAUCCCUCUGCUGUUUGGCAACCUCUGGAUUGGCAGAGCUCUGAAGAGCAAAUCAAUGUCUACAACAGCUGGGAGGGAUGCCCUGCCUCAUGGAAUGAGGGAGCCCAGUUUCUAGGAGCAGGGUUCCUGCAGCUCCACUCAGAUGUAUUUCGUGGUGGAAUGGAUUUUGAGAUUUCUCUUAAGUUCAGAACUGACCAAGGAAAUGGAUUGCUUCUUUUCAUUUACAAUGAAGAUGGACCUGAUUUUCUUGCUGUAGAGCUGAAGAGUGGAGUAUUGAGCUUCCGGUCAAAUGCCAGCCUUACCUUUUCGCAAGUGGAUCUAAGGCUGGGUCUGUCCUACUGUGAUGGGAAGUGGAACGAAGUCAUUAUUAAAAAGGAAGGCCCCCUCCUCGCGGCAGGCGUGAACGCGCGGACUGAGCACCGCUGGGCGCCCGGAGCGCAGCCCCUGCGGGUGAACUCACCCGUUUACCUGGGCGGCGUCCCGCAGGAGCUGCGGGGCACUUUCGGGAGCUUGAGUCUGGAACGAGGUUUCGGAGGCUGCAUGAAGGAUGUUGCAUUCACACGCGGGGCUGUCGUUAACUUGGCAUCUGUGUCCAGUUUCGCUGUCAGAGUCAAUCUGGAUGGCUGCCUAUCACCUGCCAGCGCUGCUAACUGCAGGGGAAAUGACUCCAUCGUGGUGUUCCGGGGACGCCAGCACAGUGCCCGUGAGAGCGGGCUGCAGCCCUUCACAGAAUACCUGUAUCGAGUGAGAGCCUCGCAUGAAGCGGGUUCGGUGUGCAGUGACUGGAGUCGGGGUCGUACGCUGGCAGAAGCUCCGCUGAGUGUGCCAGCUCCCUCCAGAGUCCGCAGCGUCAACGGGUCCAGUGUCGAGGUGACCUGGGCUGAGCCCGCUGGGGUUAGAGGUGUCAUCGAGAAGUACGUGCUGAGAGCCUACAGUGGCGAUGACCCCUCUGUACCCCGAACGCCCUCUGCCAGCAUCGAGUGUGUGGAUACCGGCACCUUCACAGCCACACUGGCAGGCCUGCUCCCCUUCAGAAACUACACGAUCACCCUGACUGCCUGCACCCUGGCCGGCUGUACCGAGAGCUCCCAGGCAGCGAGCAUCUCUACUCCACAAGAAGCCCCACAAGAGGUUCAGUCACCGGUAGCCAAAUCCUUCCCCACUUCCCUGUUACUCUCCUGGGAUCCACCCACACAGGCAAAUGGUGUUAUAACUCAGUACUCUUUAUACAUGGAUGGGAAGUGCAUCUAUUCGGGCAGCGGACAGAGCUACAGGGUCACAGGCUUAGGAGUCUUUACUUCCCACCGCUUCCGUCUCAGUGCCUGCACCCUUGUGGGGUGCACAAACAGCUCCUGGGUCACACUGCACACGGCACAGCUGCCCCCUGAACAUGUGGAGCCCCCCACUGUGACAGUCCUGGAUUCUAGAACUGCAUACGUACAGUGGGAACAACCCAGGAAACUCCACGGGAUUCUGGAACGCUACGUAUUAUAUGUUUCGGAUCACACACACGAGGCUCCAGUUUGGGCUGUCGUCUAUAACAGCAGCGAGCUUCCCCAGCAUCACAGGCUGCAGGACCUUAUCCCUGGUAACGGCUACCUCAUCAAGCUGGGAGUUUGCACCGGGGGCGGAUGUGCGGAGAGUGAGGCCAGCCAGGCUCUGACUGAGGAGGACAUCCCUGAAGGAGUGGCCAUCCCCCAAGCUCACUCCUACUCACCGGACUCCUUUAACAUCUCCUGGACCCAGCCUGAGUACCCGAAUGGCGUUAUCACGAGCCACGGGCUGUAUCUGGAUGGUGUGUUAAUUCACAAUUCCUCAGAGCUCCGCUGCUACACCCACGGGCUGGCUCCCGGGAGCCUGCACUCCUUCCGACUCCAGGCUUGCACGGUCAAGGGCUGCGCUCUGGGCCCCCCGGUGGAAAAUCGAACGCUGGAAACCCCUCCUCGAGGAACGGUAAAUGUGUUUGUCAGAGCAGAGGGCGUCCGGGAAGCCCGCGUGAGGUGGAGCGCACCGCUGCACCCCAACGGACGGUUGACAUACUUCGUCCUUGUUACUGGGAUUUUCUAUGCAGACCCAGCAGAAAAUAAUUACACCCUUCAGAGCGGCACGAAAAUAAUGUACAGCAGUGGAGACGCCAACGUUUGGGUGCCCAUCGUUGGGUUGGUCCCUUUCAGUAACUACACCGUACAGGUGAACGCUUCCAACAGCCGAGGCAGCCUGAUCAGUGACCCUGUAAGCAUCGCCACGCCUCCAGGCCCUCCAGAUGGUGUGCUGCCUCCCAGGCUUUCAUCUGCCACCCCAACCAGUCUUCAGGUUGUCUGGUCUACACCAGCUCGGAACAACGCUCCCAGCUCCCCCAGAUACCAGCUCCAGAUGAGGCCGGCCCACUCCCAGCUCAGCUUUCUCGAGUUGUUUUCCAACCCUUCUGCAUCAAUGCACUACGAAGUGAGCGGCCUCCAGCCAUACACAGAAUAUGAGUUCCGGCUCGUUGCCUCCAAUGCAUUUGGCAGGGCGCACAGUCCUAGGAUCCCACUCUUGACUGCCGAGGACAAACCUGGACCCAUAGAGCCUCCCAUCCUUCUGGACGUGAGAUCAAGAAUGGUAUCAGUCACCUGGCAGCAGCCCUUGAAGGCCAAUGGGGUCAUCACCCAUUAUAACAUUUACCAAGAUGGCAACCUGUACUUGAGCACUUCCGGAAAUGCUACCAACUGUACAGUGACGCAUUUACAGCCAUAUGCCACCUACAGGUUUCAAGUAGAAGCCUGUACCUCCAGAGGAUGCUCCCUCUCCCCAGAGUCCCAACCAGUCCAGACACUCCCAGGGCCACCAGGAGGUAUCCCAAGUCCAGAGCUGUUCUCUGAUACCCCAACAUCGGUCCUUAUAUCUUGGCAACCUCCCACCCACCCCAACGGCUUGGUGGAGAACAUCACAAUUGAGAGAAGGGAGAAAGGGAGGGAAGAAGCCACCACCUUGGUGACACUCCCUGGAAGCCACCCCAGGAGGUUCAUUGACAAGACUCCUGCUCUUAGCCCAUGGACAAAAUAUGAAUACCGGGUCCUGAUGAGCACUCGCAAUGGAGGACCAAACAGCAGUGCUUGGGGAGAAGUCACCACGAGGCCCUCGCGACCCCUUGGGGUGCAGCCCCCAGAGGUGCAUGUGCUGGGAGCUGGCACAGCCCAGGUCACUUGGAAGCCUCCACUUGUGCAGAACGGUGACAUCCUGCGCUAUGAGAUCCGCAUGCCCGACCCCCACAUCACGGUAACCGACGUGAGCCCCUCAGGGUCCCGUCAAGUACUCACUCACCUGGAUGCCUUCGCCAAUUAUUCUGUCACCAUUGUGGCCUGCUCGGGGGGUAGUGGGUACCUAGGUGGGUGCACAGAGAGCUUGCCUACCUUGGUGACCACACACCCUGCUGCACCUCAGGGUGUCAGUCCCUUGUCCGCGAUUCCACUGAGUGAGUCCUAUGUCCGGGUUUCCUGGCAGCCACCAUCCAAGCCUAAUGGACCGAAUUUGCGAUAUGAGCUUGUGAGACGCAAAAUCCAGCAACCACUUGCAUCAAAUCCCCCAGAAGAUUUAAAUCUGUGGCACAAUAUUUAUUUAGGAACUCAGUGGUUUCAUGAAGAUAAGGGUCUUAGCAGGUUUACAACCUACGAGUACAAGCUCUUUGUACACAACAGCGUGGGCUUCACACCAAGCCCAGAAGCAGUGGUGACGACGUUAGCCGGUCUUCCAGAGAGAGGCGCCAACAUCACUGUGACCGUCCUCAACCACACAGCCAUCGAUGUGAGAUGGGCUACGCCAACUUUGCAAGACCUCCAGGGAAAUGUCAAAUAUUACACACUGUUCUGGAGUUCUGCUACUUCAGAUGAAUCUAUGAAAAUCCUCCCCGGUGCAAACUCCUAUGUCAUUGGCCACUUGAACCCAUGCACGGAGUAUGAGAUUUUUAUCUCUGUCUUCAAUGGAGCCCACAGCAUCAACAGCACAGUCUUGCAAGCAACCACUUGGGAAGGGGAGCCUCAGGGCAUGCCGCCGCCAGAGGUUGUCAUCAUCAACCGCACAGCUGCACGCGUCAUCUGGUCAUCUCCUUCAGACCCAAAUGGUGUUGUCACCGAGUACUCCAUUUAUGCAAACAAUAAGCUCUACAAGACUGGAAUGGCUGGGCCUGGGUCGCAUAUUCUGAGUGACCUGUCUCCUUUCACUGUCUAUGAUGUUCAGGUUGAAGUUUGCACAAAAUAUGCAUGUGUAAAGAGUAAUGGGACCCAAAUCACCACUGAGGAGGACAUCCCCAGUGACAUGGCAACACCUUUAAUUCAUGACAUCACAUCAAGAUCCCUCCGAAUUGAUUGGGUGUCUCCGGGGAAGCCAAAAGGCAUCCUUCUUGGAUAUGAGGUUUUACGGAAAACGUGGCAUCCAUGUUCUAAACUCCAGAAGUUAGUGGAGACCCGCAGCGGUGAGCUCUGCAAGGUGGUGAAGUGCCCCAAACCUCAGAAUAUCUGUGGACACACUUGCUUUUCUCCCAAAGCUAAGGUUUGUUGCAAUGGCGUUCUCUACAACCCCCAGCCUGGAUACAACUGUUGUGAAGAAAACUAUAUCCCGUUCCUUCCAAAUUCCACUGGAGUGUGUUGUGGUGGCAGAAUACAAGAGGCACGGCCCAAUCAUGAGUGCUGCCAUGGGUAUUAUGCUAAAAUCCUGCCAGGUGAAGUCUGCUGUCCAGAUGAGCAACACAACCGGGUUUCUGUGGGGCUCGGCGACGCCUGCUGCGGCAGGAUGCCCUACUCCUCCGCGGGACCCCAGCUCUGCUGCGCGGGGAUGCUGCAUGACGGCCACGGGCGCCGGUGCUGCGGGGGGCAGGUGGUGAGCAGCGACAUGCAGUGCUGCGGAGGAAGGGCGCAGGGCGUGGCCUACGUGCGCUUGCCAGGGAUGUUCUGUUGUGGGCAGGAUUAUGUGAAUGUGUCAGAUACCAUAUGCUGCUCAGCCUCCAGUGGAGAGUCUAAAGCACAUGUUAGAAGGAAUGUACCAGAGCCAGGAAAGUGCUGUGAGACUGAACUUAUCCCAAAGAGCCAGAAGUGCUGUAAUGGAGUUGGAUAUAACCCUUUGAAAUAUGUUUGCUCUGACAAGAUUUCAACUGGAACUAUGAAGAAGCCCCCGGAAACCAAAGCAUGUGGGACUCUCUGCCCAGCAUCUAUGGAGGCCACAGCUCACUGUGGCCACUGUGACUUCAAUUUCACCAGCGACGUUUGCGUUGUGACACGUGGGUCCCCCAAUUCCACAGAGAAGGCAUUAACUGGAGACACAUGUGCAUCUCCCGAAGAGACCGUUCAUACUGGAAGUGUGGACACGCUCUCCUUCACAGAUGUGAACCUCCAGCCCCACACGAUGUAUGAAUAUAGGAUUUCUGCAUGGAACAGCCAUGGGCAUGCUUUCAGCCAAGCCGUUAGAGCCAGCACCAAGGAAGAUGUGCCUGAGGGUGUGGCUCCCCCUCGGUGGACCAAAGUGGGCGAUCUUGAAGAUACGAUCGUGUUACACUGGAAAAAACCUAUACAAUCAAAUGGUCCUAUCAUUUACUAUAUUCUUCUCCGAAAUGGAAUUGAACAUUUUCGGGGGACUUCCUUGAGCUUCUCAGACACAGAGGGAAUCCUCCCCUUCCAGGAGUAUUCCUACCGGCUGGAAGCUUGCACCGUGGCAGGCUGUGCUACCAGCCGUGAGGUAGUUGUAGCUGCGACCCAAGGAGUUCCAGAAAGCAUCGCGCCGCCCAGCGUCGCGGCCCUGAGUUCAGAGUCUCUGCAUAUAAGCUGGAGUGUCCCCGGGAAACCAAAUGGCAUCAUUAAAGAGUACCAGCUCUGGCAGGGUGGCAGAGGUCUCAUCUACACCGACAUCACUCACAGGAGGCAGCAUACGGUCACAGGAGUUUGGUUGACAUCUCGACAUACUAUUGUCAACUCUACAACAGUAGAAUUGUACUGGAGUCCACCAGAGAAACCCAAUGGUCUUAUUUCUCAGUAUCAGUUGAGUCGGAAUGGAACUGUACUCUUCGUGGGUGGCAGUGAGGAGCAGAAUUUCACCGAUAAACACCUGGAGCCCAACAGCAGAUAUAUUUAUAAGUUAGAAGCCAGAACUGGAGGUGGCAGCAGUAUUAGUGGUGGUUACAUUAUCCAAACACCUUUGUGGACACCAGAAGAAAUCCAGCCUCCGUAUAAUGUCACAGUACUCGGGCCUUAUUCCAUAUUUGUAGCUUGGAUGCCACCAGGGAUCCUCAUCCCCCAAAUUCCCGUGGAGUACAACGUCCUGCUCAAUGAUGGGAGUGUCACACCUCUGACCUUCUCUGUCGGUCACCAACAAUCCACCCUCCUGGAAAAUCUGGCUCCUUUCACCCAGUAUGAGAUAAGGAUGCAAGCAUGUCAAAAUGGAGGUUGUGGGGUGAGCAGCAGGGUGUCUGCCUGGACGUCGGAGGCAGCCCCCCAGGAUCUUCGCGCCCCUCUUCUCAGGACUCUGGGGUCAUCUUGCAUCGAGGUCCAGUGGAUGCCACCUACAAAACCCAAUGGAAUCAUCACCAACUACUUCAUUUACAGACGUCUGGCUGGUGCUGAAGCUGUGUCCCUCGCAUUUGUCUGGUGGGAAGGAGCCCUCAAAUUCUCAGAUGAUGCUGGCACACUGAGGCCUUUCACGCACUAUGAGUAUCGGGCCCGAGCCCAGAACGCCAGGGGCUUCGUGGACAGUGCUUGGUCCUCUGCGCAGACGCUGGAAGCCCCUCCACAGGCCCUGCCAGCUCCCCAGGUUAGAGCCACUGGGGCCCAUUCUGUUCUGCUGACCUGGACGGAGCCAGAGUCGCCCAAUGGCCUCAUCUCCCAGUACCGCGUGGUCUAUCAAGAGGGGCCCAAGGAUGGAGAACCAGACAGCCCACCUGUGCACGCAUUCACAGCAAUGGGAACAAGCCGCCAAGCUCCCCUGUUUGGGCUGGAGCCAUUCACAACAUACCAGGUGGGCGUGGUGGCUGAGAACCAUGCAGGAGAAGUUGCAAGUCCCUGGACUCCGGUUCAAACCUUAGAAUCUUCCCCGAGUGGACUAAGCAACUUCAUGGUGGACCAGAAAGAGAACGGCCGGGCAUUCCUGCUCCAGUGGGCAGAGCCUGUGAGGGCCAACGGAGUGAUUGAGGCCUACGGUGUCUUCAGCGAGGGGCUCCCGGCCUUCCGCGGCCUGCAGCGCCGCCUGCUCCUGCGCGGCCUGCGUCCGGGCGGCGUCUACACCGUGAGCUUGGAGGCCUGCACUGCGGCGGGCUGCGCACACUCGGCACCCCAGCGGCUGCGUGCAGGCCGGGGCGCCCCGGAGAACCAGCCGGCGCCCGUGGCGCAUGUUCUGGGGCCCACGAGCGUGGAGCUGAGCUGGGCAGGGCCCGCGCGCCCCCGAGGAAGGAUCGCGCGCUACGAGGUGGUCCGCAGAUGCGCGCAGGCCGAGGAGAGCACAAUCUUCGUAGACCGCGGCCUGGAAAGGAGCGCCAUGGCCUACACCGACAUGGGGCUGCGGCCCUGGACACCCUGCGAGUACAAAAUCUGUGCCCGCAACUCCGAGGGCCGCACCUGCAGCGCGUGGACCGCGGUGCGGACCCCGCAGGCGGCCCCAGAAGGCCUCUCCCCGCCCAAGCUGGCCUGGGCCUCCGGGGACCCCGGCACCCUGAGCAUUUCCUGGGCACCCCCGGAGCAGCCCCAUGGGGUAGUCCAGUCCUACGGGCUGCAGAGGAACGGGGUGCGCUACCCCUUCAACUUUGACGCUGGGACCUUCAGCUACACGGACCGCGACCUGGUGCCCUUUGCUACCUACAGCUACGCCGUCCUGGCCUGCACUCUCGGGGGCUGUUCCAGCAGCACCGUCGUCCAGGUCACCACUCCUGAGGCAGCCCCGUCAGGGCUCAGCCCCCCCACCGUCUGGGCGGUCAGUGCCAGUCAGAUCAAUGCGUCAUGGUCCCCACCAUCCACUCCAAAUGGGGAGAUCACUCAGUAUCUGCUGAGAUAUGACGGCAAGGAGCAGCCCGCUGGGCAGGGCCUGUCCCUGCUGGUGUCCCACCUGCAGCCUUACACUCAAUACAACUUCUCCCUGGUCGCUUGCACCCGAGGGGGAUGCACAGUCAGCGGGUCCAGUUCUGUCCAGACGAGGGAGGCGCCACCAGAGAACAUGGGACCUCCAGUGUUGCAGGUGAUGGGCUCAGAAUCCAUAGAAGUCACCUGGGAGCCCCCAAGAAACCCCAACGGCCAGAUCCAAAGCUAUGAGCUUAGGAGGGAUGGAGCCCUGAUCUAUACUGGCCUGGAAACUCGUUUUCACGAUUUCAUGCUCUCCCCCGGUGUGCAGUAUGGCUACAAGGUGACUGCCACCAACAGCCAAGGGGACACUUCGAGUCCUCUUGUCAAAGACCGAACCAGCCCCUCAGCACCCUCGGGGAUGCGGCCUGCAAAACUGCAUGCCAAGGGUCCUUGGGAGAUGCUGGUGAGCUGGGACCCUCCCGUGAGGACCAACGGUGACAUCGUCAACUACACCCUCUUCAUCCGUGACCUGCUCCGAGGAGAAACGAGAAUCACGCACGUGAACACGACCCACAGUUCUUUUGAUGCUCGGUUGCUGGUGGUGGAGCAGCUGAAGCCAUUUCACAGGUACGAAGUGCGAAUUCAAGCCUGCACGGCCCUGGGAUGUGCGUCCAGUGACUGGUCCACCAUCCAAACUCCAGAGAUAGCUCCUCUGAUGCAGCCUCCUCCUCACCUGGAGGUGGGGAUGGCUCCAGGGGGCUUCCUGCCCACUGUUUCCCUUCUGUGGACAGGGCCGCUCCAGCCAAAUGGGAAGAUUUUAUACUAUGAAUUGUACAAGAGACCAGCAGCAUCUCAGUCUGGAAAUUGCCAUCCAGUGCUGACCUACAACGGGAGCUCAAACUCCUUCUUGGAUUCUGAGCUGCUGCCUUUCACCAAGUAUGAGUACCAGGUCUGGGCGGUGAACUCAGCAGGAAGAGCCCCCAGCAGCUGGGUGCAGUGUAGAACCUGGCCUGCACCCCCAGAAGGCCUCAGCGCCCCCACCGUCCACACCGUGUCCUCCACCCAAGCGGUGCUCAACAUCAGCGUCCCGGCGAAGCCCAACGGGAACAUCAGUCUGUACCGGCUGUUCUCCAAUAGCAGCGGCACGCUGGCUGUGCUGUCAGAAGGCACAGCCACGCAGCAGACUCUCCACGACCUGCGCCCCUUCACCGCCUACUCCGUCGGCGUGGAGGCCUGCACCUGCUUCAGCUGCUGCAGCCGCGGGCCUGUGGCCGAGCUGAGGACACGACCUGCUCCACCCUCCAGCCUGGCCGCCCCCCGGGUCCAGGAGCUGGGCUCCAGGACAGCCUCCUUCCAGUGGGAGCCCCCGCUGUUUCCCAAUGGUGUCCUGCAAAGCUUCGAGCUCCAGCUCUCCGCGGCUUGUCCUCCACACACAGCCCAGGCCUGCGUCCCGGGCCAAGCGGAGACCAAGUACAGGGGACCGGGACUCAGCGCCAGCCUCGCGGGUCUCCGCCCUCACACGGCCUACCAGCUGCGGGUGGUGGCGCGCAACGAGGCCGGCAGCGGGGCUUCCGAGUGGGUCCGCUUCACCACGCCCAAGGAACCGCCUCAGUACCAGGUGCCGUUUUCUGUGGAGAGCAACGUGUCCGUGGUGAGCCUGGACUGGAGUGGCACCUUCCUCCUGAACGGCCAGCUCAAGGAAUACGUGGUGACCGACGGGGGACAGCGCGUGUACAGUGGUCUGGACACCACCCUCCACAUACCGAGGACAGCACACAAAACCUUCUUUUUCCAGGUAACCUGCACCACGGACGUAGGAAGUGUUAAGACACCGUUGAUCCAAUAUGACACUUCUACUGGAUUUGGUCUGGUGCUGACAACUCCUGGCGGAAAGAGGGGGUUGGGGAAUAAAAGCGGAGAGUUCUACAGUGAGCUGUGGUUCAUCGUGUUAAUGGCCAUGCUGGGCCUGUUCUUAUUGGCCAUUUUCCUGUCCCUGAUACUACAAAGAAAAAUCCACAAGGAGCCAUACAUUCGGGAGAGACCACCUCUGGUGCCCCUUCAGAAGAGGAUGUCACCUUUGAAUGCCUACCCUUCCGGGGAAACCCCAGUGGGAUUAGCUGAUACCAAAAUCCCUCGGUCAGGGACACUCGUGAGUACCCGGAGCAACCGCAGCAGCAUGUCUGUCCUGAGGAUCCCGAGUCAAAGCCAGAUCAGCCGGACCUACUCCCAGGGAUCCCUGCACCGCAGUGUCAGCCAGCUCAUGGAUGCUCAUGACAAGAAAGUUCUACUUGACGACUCACUGUGGGAAACCAUCGUGGGCCAUGGUGGCGGACUGUAUGUGGAUGAAGAGGACCUGAUGAAUGUGAUCAAAGGUUUCAGCUCAGUGACCAAGGAGCACACCACAUUCACCGACACCCACCUGUAA